Messenger RNA from Hermetia illucens (black soldier fly), 504 nucleotides. Its product is annotated as phosphatidylinositol 4-phosphate 5-kinase 5-like. The transcript has a single exon. NCBI's taxonomy places the organism in Eukaryota, Metazoa, Arthropoda, Insecta, Diptera, Stratiomyidae. The coding region runs from base 1 to 504 and encodes 167 amino acids. The record is from RefSeq and is a predicted model, not a curated record.
AUGUUACGGCGAACAGAGCGAAAAAGUCGAAAAAAAGAUGCUAAGCGAAACGUGCCCAUUCUCAUUCAGACCGGGAAAUUUGAAUUUGAAAAUGGGGAUUGGUAUGAAGGUGAAUAUGCGAUGGACUCAAAAUCAAACACGAUAUUUCGUCAAGGUGCAGGCACAUAUACGACAGCUGAAGGACACGUAUAUGAAGGAAAAUGGCUCAAUGACAAGCUUGUAAUUAAGGCAAAAGUAAAAUUCCCGACAAAUGCGUAUUUUGAGGGUGCUAUGGACGAGACGCCGACUUACACGAUAGGAACUUAUACGUUUUGUGACCGUUGCGAAAUAACCGGUGAUUUCAAGAAACUUUUUAAUGAAGGUAAAAAUGCUGCGACCUUUACGGAUCCAGGAGGUAAUGCUUGGGAUAUUAAACUUCGGGAUGGCCACUUGGAGUUGAUGUACCCGUGGGACUGGAAGCAAUCAAUACUGAAAUCGGGUGAGGAUAGUUGCGUUGAGGACUGA